AUGCUUACUCACAUACUCCUUUUGCUUAGCACCAUCACCUCCGUGCUCAGCUGCAUCGACCAUACGAACUACUUUGCCCCUCAGCACAACCACUCCAAUCAUCUAUCCAUCCGCGCCGAAGAAGGCGACACCAAAGACUGGUCCUAUCCCUCAUUCAACUGGCCCGAGAUUCGCGUAGAAUAUGCGCUCUGCCAUAAUGGCACACAGCAGUCCCCCAUCGGCCUUUCCGGUUCUCAAGGUCAUUCCAAGAAGACAACACCUGUUUUCGAUAGAUAUAAGAAGGCGAAAGGAGAGUUGUAUAACUGGGACCACGGGGUAGCAUUCAAUUUCUAUCAUCCAGAAGGUGACUUUUCGGGCUUGCCGAGCAUGGAGAUUCAGGGCCAAGGAAGAGCAACAGAAAGAGUGUUUUUGACAGGGUGGCAUAUGCAUACCCCUAGUGAGCAUAUGGUUGACGGGGUAAGGACUCAUGCGGAGAUGCAUUUCGUGCACGUGAACACUAAUGGCACCGCGCGUGCCGUGAUUGGGGUUCUUAUCCAGGCUGGCACCUUCGACUCUCCGUUCUUCGCACAGCUUCCAAAACCCCUUAUCUACUUCAACAAUGACUCCACUGUACAGAAUGUCGAGAUAGAUCCAUACUUGGCUAUUCGCGAGGUGAAAGAUUAUGCUAAGUUCUGGACGUACAAGGGGAGCUACACGACACCACCUUGUACCCAGGGUUUGCAGUGGUUUGUGUCGAGGGACAUUUUGUAUACGAGUGUGAGGCAGAUGCAAGAGAUUCUCGGAGUCGGAACAUAUUCGGCCAGGGAGAUCCAACAGAUUUGGCUGCAUGAAGUGAAUGCCUAA
This is a messenger RNA of Lithohypha guttulata, 843 nucleotides long. RefSeq lists its product as uncharacterized. Gene Ontology annotation, molecular function: zinc ion binding; carbonate dehydratase activity. The record is from RefSeq and is a predicted model, not a curated record. The coding region runs from base 1 to 843 and encodes 280 amino acids. Lineage: Eukaryota; Fungi; Ascomycota; Eurotiomycetes; Chaetothyriales; Trichomeriaceae. The transcript has 3 exons. Gene Ontology annotation, biological process: one-carbon metabolic process.